AUGGCUGUAACCGCAAUACCAGCACCAAUUUUCGCAGGUCAACUUUCCGAAGACGUAACUAGAUUUUUCAAUAAUUUCAAACGCGUAGCAACCGCUAAUAGUUGGGAUAACCCAAAAAAAUUAAUUAUGUUACCUAUCUCUUUACGCAAUAUGGCGCAAACGGUAUUCGAAGCGAUUGAAUUACAAAACAAUAACUUAACCUGGCUUGCAGCAAAAACAGCAAUGAUAGGGUUCUACAACUCGGACGCGCAAGUUCGAUUAAAAAAGCAAAAUUUAGAAUCAAGGAGAAAAACAGAUACGGAGACGAUUCAGGAAUAUUUAUUGAAUGUAAAGGCGGAAUGUAAAAGAGUAGAUAAAAAUAUGCCUGAGAGACAUGUAAUACGAUAUAUUAUACGAGGAUUGCCAGAAGAGUAUUUUAGAAAAUUAGAAAAUAUGAAUUUGGAUUCGCUCGAGAUACUCGAUGAAAACAUUAAAAGGUUAGAAAGAAACGCAGGGUUAAAUGAUAAAACUGAUAAGGACAGUGAAAUAGAGAAAUUAAAAAAGCAGGUCGAGAUUUUGACGUUGUCUAUCCAAAAUAACCCCGAAGUAAACUAUAUUAGGCCACCACGCAAUAAUCGAGCAACUAAUCGUACUACUAAUUACCGCAAUGAACAGCGAAACAACAAUAAUAGGAGUCAAUACAACAACAAUAGUAAUAACAACAGAAAUUUUAAUCACAAUAAUGUAAUAAAAUUCACCAAUAGCGAUAGUAAGCCCGCGGCGCAAUUGAUAGACGAUAAAUAUGAAAAUCAAUUAUCCAUUGAUUAUAUGGCUGCGCGAACCAAAAUAUUAAAACACGUGCCCAAAGACGGAUUUUGUGGCGUGAACACUUUAGUUGAAAUUUUGAAAAAUAAGAAUAUAGACAUAGAUUCCCACGGCAUUAAACAAUUAUUAAACAUAGAUUCCGCGAAACGGCCAGUAUGGCUGGAUUCAGAAGACUUGGCCGCAGUCGCUUCACAUUUUAAUAAAAUAUUAAUAAUUUCUCAAGGCGACGAGCCUUCCGUCAAUAAUACCGCCGUCAUUGCAUUUGUUCAGCCACAUCGCGAAAACGUGUUCGUCCUUUUCUCACGGAGACAUUGGACACCCCUGGUAUAUGUCCCUAACACGGAGAUAAAUUUUAAAUUUCUUACAGUUAUUAAAAUUAAUGACUCGAGUUCCUUAAGCGUUAGGCGCGAUAUUUUAACCAAGCGAAUUAAAGAGUCCGAUUUCACUGAUAGUAUGGAAAACAAUAAGAACCAACAAUUGCUAUCUCGAGUUUCUAACAAUGCAGACGUGGUCAGAGAACCAUUGAUGAACAAACGCGCUUCAAAUAAAAAUUUCGCAGAAUUCACCCGUGGCAAUAACAAUACGUCGCGAACGUUGUCUGAAAAUAUGAAAUAUGAUAUCAAUCCAUCAUUGUCUCCCGAUAUGAUAAAUAAAUUAAAUACGUUACUAAAUGAAUUUUCUCACGUUUUUUCAAAAACCAAAUACGAUUUGGGAGAGGCUCACCUCCCUGAAAUCGAACUAAAAUUAAGUAACAAUCAAAUUAUCAAUCUACCAAAUUUUAAAUUAAGCGCCAUAGAAAGAGCUGAAGUCGAAAGGCAAACUCAAGAACUUUUAAAAGCAGGUAUAAUAGAGCCAUCUACAAGCGCGUACUCUAAUCCAAUAUUUUUAGUAGGAAAAAAUUUACCACAAGGGGAUAAAAAAGGUAAAACCCCUCAAGAAUAUAGAAUGGUUCUUGAUUACAGAAAAUUAAAUUUAAUAUUAUUACGAGAAAGCUUUCCUAUGCCAAUCAUACAAAACGUCUAUGACUGCUUGGCAGGUAACAAUUACUUUUCCUUAUUAGACGCAUCGAGCGGUUUUUACCAAUUCAAACUUUCCAAAGAUUCGAGACAAUACACAGCCUUUUCGACAGAAACCGGUCACUAUCAAUUCAAAAGAUUACCAAUGGGCCUUAAUAACGCGCCGUCCAUUUAUCAGUCUGCCAUGUGCAAAAUCAUGGGAGGCCUUAAUUAUAAAAACAAUGUUUGCUACCUCGACGACUGUGUCAUUUUUGGCAAAACAUUUGAUAGCUAUUUACAUGCACUAAAACUUACAUUAGAAAGAUUUUCAUACUACAACCUCAAAUUAAAACCAUCUAAAUGCAAAUUCGGAUACCAAGAAAUUAAAGUUUUAGGCAACGUAAUAAAUUCACAAGGUAUAAAACCAACCGAACAAGGCCUAGAGUCAAUAAAAAAAUUUCCAUCGCCUUUUAACAUCAGUAAAAUUGCAAAGCCUUUAUCAGAUUUAACAAAAAGGAUAUUUAAAAGUAAGCGCGAUAAAAUUAAUUGGACAAACGAGCACGAAAAAGCUUUUCAAGAACUAAAAAAUAAAUUAACUAGUGAGCCUCUUCUAGCACAUUAUAACGAAAACUAUCAAUCGAUAAUCGUAACAGACGCGAGUCGCGAAGGUCUUGCCGUAAUUUUGCAGCAAAAAGACGAUAGUGGCAUAAUUCGACCAGUUUCAUAUGCUUCCAAAAAAUUAACUUCUACUGAAUCUAAUUACUCAGCAAUGGAACUCGAAGUUUUAGACAUACACUUUGCAUUUACCCAAUAUCGACAAUAUCUACACGGUAUUUUUAAUAAAGCUGCCGACCAUUUGUCGCGUUACCCUUAUUCAGAAACCGGGAACGGCAAAAUCGAACUAUUUCCGUUAGAUUCAAUAAAACGCGAAGACGUAAAUAUUAACUUAGUACAAUCAAUCAAUAUUCAAGUAGAUCAGGCAAAUGAUGAAUAUUUACAAAAUAUUAUAACAGCAAUUAGAAACCCCGACGUGAGANAAUGA
Molecule: messenger RNA, 2841 nt
Organism: Daktulosphaira vitifoliae (grape phylloxera)
Lineage: Eukaryota; Metazoa; Arthropoda; Insecta; Hemiptera; Phylloxeridae
Exons: 4
Coding region: 1-2841 (946 amino acids)
Source: RefSeq, a predicted model, not a curated record